This is a messenger RNA of Theobroma umbraticum, 1421 nucleotides long. The record is from RefSeq and is a predicted model, not a curated record. Lineage: Eukaryota; Viridiplantae; Streptophyta; Magnoliopsida; Malvales; Malvaceae.
AAAUGAAGCCCUGACCCUUAAAGAACGCCAUUAUUCUCUUCCAACACUCAACAGGGUCCCAUUCCCAUGCCCUUAUAAAUUGCCCAACCUUCUGCCUACGCCUCUGGACAAAUACGACUAUUCAAACGCUUUCACCAAUGACGAUGACCGAAGAACAAAAGCUGAGGAAAACAGAAGAAGCGGGUGAUAUUCGAGGCGAUGUCUUAGAAUCCAUUCUAUGUCUUGUUCCUCUCAUCCAUCUCCUUCCAGCCACUCAGGUGUCUAAAUCAUGGAACCACGCCGUUUUCUCAUCCCUUCACCAUUUCAACAAGCCCAAACCUUGGCUCCUUGUCCAUGCUCAGAGCUCACGUCCCCCUUACGCCACCACAGCCCUUGCUUACGACCCACGCUCCAACCUUUGGCUCCGGAUCAACCAAAACCCACCCAUCGAAUACGUCUCCGCUCUCCGUUCUUCCAACUCGACGCUCCUCUACAUGCUCUCUCUCUCUAAAUUCUCCUUCUCCUUCGAUCCUCUCCACCUAUCGUGGCAUCACGUGGACCCACCCCUCGUCUGGCGCACCGACCCCAUCGUCGUCGUCGUUGGCGGCCAUGUGGUCGUCGCUGGAGGCGCGUGCGACUUCGAGGAUGAUCCACUCUCGGUUGAAAUCUACAACCUCGACACACGCAGUUGGACCACGUGUGAGUCCAUGCCAGCAAUCCUCAAAGAUUCAGCAGCUUCUACGUGGCUUUCUGUCGCAGCCAAUGCUAAAAAGUUGUACGCCAUGGACCAAGUUACUGGUGUUACGUACUCUUUUGACCCGAGUUCCAGGAUUUGGUCUGAACCAUUCCAUCUGCGUCAUGACCAGAACAUUUACUUUUCUGCGAUUGGAUAUUACGGGGAUAGCUUGAUCAUGGUGGGGUUACUUGGAAAUUCCGAGAAUGUUAAAGAUGUCAAAAUCUGGGAACUAAAGGGCGAGUCCUUUGAGUUUUGUAAAGAAAUGGGGGUGAUGCCGAAGGAGUUGGUGGUGAAGCUGAAAGGGGAACAGACAAAUUUAUUUUCAAUAAGAGUAAGUUUAAUGGGUGAAUUUUUGUAUAUAUAUAAUCCUGGAGAGCCCGAGGAAUUGGUGGUGUGUGAGAUCGACGGCGAAGGGCUUUGCCGGUGGCGAAGUUUGAAGAACGCGGCGGUGAGUGAUGGGAGCAGGGUGGCGAAGAGGAUGGUGCUUACGUGUGCCGAUGUGGGGUUGGGCGAUUUAGGUAAAGCGGUGGGUUCGGGGAAAGGAAGUUUCAGUAUUGUUGAUAGUGGGAAUUUACAGCGAUUUUGAGAUCGUUUUUAUUAAAACUUCAUGAAUUGAACAGUUUGACUUGACUCAUGAGUCAUAGUGAAUAUGGGGAGCUGCUUUUGCCCGUUCCUACUUUGCUUUUAUCUCCACAUUACCUUUCUA